GGUUAGAGGCUGUUCACCACGGGACCCUUACGUCAUCGCUUAAAACAGAUAUAACCAGGGUUAGGAGAAGAGGAAAUAUGUUUAUGUUGUCAUAGCGUUUUGUUUAUAUACUUCCCAUUUUGCUCUGCUGCCUGUGGAGGGGCGUUAGUACCGCACAUAUAAUUGUUGCUUACAGCCGAAUAUAAAUACCCAAACUUUUYCCAAACCACCAAAACGCAGCUAGCUUAGCUAGCUAGUAGCUCUAACGGGCAGAGUAGUUAUGGAGUGGCUGAGCAACAACGGAGCUUCACUUCACCCAAACCAAGAGCCUAACCGUGACCCGACCAAGACAUCCAGGGCUCUCAGGGAAGGUCAUCCUCAACAGCAGCAGCCAUCAUCAUUACACCUCUGUGACUGUGCCAUGGCGUCGCUGUGUCAGAGCCAGCGGCGCUGUGUGAAGGCCUCCAUCGUCUCCAGCUGGAGGCUGGCCGAGGCGCAGGACCAGCUGUGCUCUUUAGGGGUCCACAGCUCCGAGUCGAUGGAACAGGAACGUGCACGGACUCUGGCCUGCCCCGCAGAACUCUCCAACACCGAGGAGGAGUGGCGCCGCAAAGAGAGCGUGCUGGGAGGUCAGGGACCCAGUCGCAGUCCUGUGCUCAGUGAGACCGGAAGCUGGGACGUCUUUGAUCGGAGUAUUAUCAAUGUCCAAAAUCAGCCUGUUGAAGUGGAUCAGGAGAAGUGCAAAACAUUUCUUCAGAAGUACGAACAAGAGCUCAGGCAUUUUGGGAUGUUGCGGCGAUGGGACGACAGUCAAAGAUUUCUCUCCGACACGCCUCAGCUCAUCUGUGAGGAAACGGCGAAUUUCUUAACUCUGUGGAGCAUUCGACUCCAGCAAGAAGGGAAAGAAGCACUGAUGGAGCAGGUGGCGCACCAAGCUGUAGUCAUGCAGUUUAUCUUGGAGAUGGCCUCAAACUCUCAGCAGGAUCCUCGGGGCUGCUUCAGGCACUUCUUCCACAAAGCCAAAGAGGGACAGGAUGUCUACUUGGAAGUGUUCUACGUAGAACUCGAGGCCUUCAAGCAGAGAGUUAAAGAAUACACUGUUAAAUGUAAAAACGACAGCUCCAACUCUCAGCAGCAGAACUCUGGCACAAAAGAACCAGCAAACUUCAUAAUCCAAGACCCUGAAUAUAACAUGAAACACUGUUUAGAGGCAGGACUUUGGACAAACACAGGAAAAUGGACAAAGGACGACGCUGCAGAGACAGAAGACGCGCGGAUGAUGGAGAUCUCAUAAGGACUGUAGGUCCGAGCUCUGCUUUCCGUCCAUCACAACCGUCCCAUUUAGGAACACUGAGUUUAUAGCUCUUCAUCCAGCACACCAGCCUUAAAUGCCAUUACAGAGCAGGAACAAACAGGAGCACUGUCGGUCAUUUAGCUGAGAACCAGCAGGAAAUUACGUUUCUCAGCGUCGACUUUCAUACAUGCUGCUACUGCUGGCCACAGACAAGAUGGCUGCAGCUGUGUCGUUAAACAGCAAAUUAAUGCUUGUGAUGUGCCAUACGUGGAGUUUUUUUAAAGGUAUUUAUUGUGCAACAGAGGCACAUUCUCUAAAAAUAAAGAACUAAUGCACUUUUUUUCCCCCUGGCUCACACAAAGAAUAGAAAAGGAUGAUCUGUUAGAUCUGAGUACGGCUGGUUGAUACAGUAUAUCGUUUAUUUGAUCUCAGUCGUGCUAAAACAUGCAUAUAAUUACCUGAAUAAUGAGCUCGUUAUUUGAGAAAUGCAUCCAAGAAUUUGUGGCUUUUUUUUUUUUACCGUUUCAUUGGAAUAUAUUUGACAUAUCACUUUGAUGUAUUUUUAUUUCCAAUUGGUUUUCUGCAGUCAAACCUCCUGGCUUUAAACUAACAUGCAAAAAGUAUUUUGUUGUUUUAAAAAUGAAAAGUUCAGUCUGUGGUGGUCAGGAUCUCCCUGUAGGCGCCUGAUCUGAAUGUAAAAGAGCCGUUCACACGCUGACCACUGUCUGAACAUAAAUAAUGUAUUACUGCA
This is a messenger RNA of Austrofundulus limnaeus, 2024 nucleotides long. RefSeq names its product cell division cycle 37-like 1 (gene cdc37l1). Gene Ontology annotation, molecular function: protein-folding chaperone binding; heat shock protein binding. Gene Ontology annotation, biological process: protein stabilization; protein folding. The record is from RefSeq and is a predicted model, not a curated record. The transcript is spliced from 7 exons. The coding region runs from base 260 to 1273 and encodes 337 amino acids. Lineage: Eukaryota; Metazoa; Chordata; Actinopteri; Cyprinodontiformes; Rivulidae. Gene Ontology annotation, cellular component: cytoplasm.